Messenger RNA from Manihot esculenta (cassava), 5431 nucleotides. Its product is annotated as protein ESSENTIAL FOR POTEXVIRUS ACCUMULATION 1. Lineage: Eukaryota; Viridiplantae; Streptophyta; Magnoliopsida; Malpighiales; Euphorbiaceae. The coding region runs from base 239 to 5176 and encodes 1645 amino acids. The record is from RefSeq and is a predicted model, not a curated record. Gene Ontology annotation, molecular function: protein binding. The transcript is spliced from 11 exons.
UUGGCUGUUGUGAUCAACCGAAGCCACCAGCCGUCUCCUCUCUCUCUCUCUCUCUCUCUGCAAUUCCCAAAUCCUAAUCUAUAGGCGUCUUCACUCCCCCUCUUUUCCUCUCGCGAUUCCCAAACCCUAACAAUCUCCUCUGCUUCUUCUUCUUUUUUCUGCAACUUCGUCCCCAAUUCAAGCUCUAUCUUUCUCUCUCUGUGUCCAUUGUCAAUUCUGUUGUUUACCUGUGGCUCCAAUGGCUGACGGGAAGCUUACCCUGCCUGACGAUCUCCUCUCAUCCAAUGUUAAUGUUGAUUGUUGGGGUGGAGGAACUGGUGAGGACAAGAAUCUGAUGAGUUUGCUUGUUGAGUCAAAAGAUCAAAUGCCGACAGAUAGCAGCAUACCCCUUUCUCCACAAUGGCUUCAUACUAAACCAAUUGAUGCUAAGGUACCUACUGCUGCAGCAUCAGUGGAAAUGCAUGCACCAAAUUCUCUGUCUCAUGGGAACUCCCCUGACAAUCUAAAAAAUAGUUGGCAGUUAGAUGGAUCCCAGGAUAAAAAAGACUGGAGAAAAAUUUCAUCUGAUCUUGAAAUCAAACGUAGUUGGCGGGAAGAGGAGAGAGAUACAAGUUUACUUGGUAGACGAGAUCGUAGAAAGGAUGAUCGUGGUGCUGAUGCUGUGUCAACAAGGGACAUUUCUGAGACUAGAUUAUUGUCUUCUUCAGAUCGUUGGUGUGAUAGUAAUAGCCGUAAUUCUGGGCAUGAAUCUUGGAGAGAUAGCAAAUGGUCAUCAAGGUGGGGUCCUGAAGAUAAGGAAAAGAAUCCUCGGACAGAGAAGAGAACAUAUGUUGAGAAGGAAGAUAGUUGUACACACAAGCAAACUGUUGUUACUGGAAGCCGCACAGCUUCUGAGCGUGAGAAUGACUCUCGAGAGAAGUGGAGGCCACGCCACCGUAUGGAAGUUCAUGCAGGUGGAACAGCUGCAUAUCGAAGUGCACCAGGAUUCGGGUCAGAAAAAGGACGCAUGGAAGCAUCAGCUAUUCGAUUUGCUGCAGGGCGAGGAAGGUCAAAUAGUAAUGGAAGCAUAUCAAUUGCAGCACAUUCUUCUGCUUCCGCAUCUGCUAUUGGGUCUAUUCCUUUAGAUAAAAAUCAAUCAUACUGCUAUCGGAGGGGCAAACUUCUGGAUAUUUACCGAAGGCAGAAAGAUCUUCCAAGUUUUGAUACCAUGCCUGAUGGGAUGGAGAAUGUAGCCUCAGUAACACUGGAAGUUGCUAUUAAGCCAUUGUCUUUAGUUGCCCCUGAUGCAGAGGAAGAAGCUUUCCUUGGAGAUAUAUGGGUGGGAAAAAUCAAAAGCUCUGGAGGUUUGCACAACUCGCUUGGUGACAGGAAUGGGGGAUCAGAAAAUGAUUAUGGAGUGACAAGUGAGGGAAGUCUGAGUUCCUUAGUUAGUACUCGUGAAAUUGUUGAAUCUCUUAGAAGGGUUUUUGUUAGUGAUUCCUGUGAUAGUAAUGGGCUUGAGAUAUCACAUACAUCAAUAACUGAGGAAGUAUGUGCUUCAAAAGAAGGUGAACAAGAGCAUAGAAUGGCAGCUGGUGGUGAUGGCUUGAUGCAUGCAGUUAUGAAAAAAGAAGAUUCCAGCAUUUCCCAGGAGAUUGACCCCAGUCAUGAUUUUGUGGAAUUGAAAGCUCUUGAUAACCAGCAAGUGGCAGAGUUGGCUAAUAUGAAUCAUCGACAGUCGGAAGAUUUUGAGUCGGUUACUUCUUUUGAAAUUGGUAGUCAGCUUCCUGAUGAUCCAAGUUCUCUAUUUGAUUUCCCAUCUGGACAGAAAAUUAGCAAUGAUCAGUUAAAGAGCAACAAUGAGGCACGCUCUUUGAGAAGCAUUAUGGUUCCUGAGGAGUUAUCUUUGUACUAUCUUGAUCCUCAAGGGGAAAUACAGGGGCCAUACCUCGGGAUUGAUAUUAUCACAUGGUUGGAGCAAGGAUAUUUUGGAACUGAUCUACCUGUUCGCAUGUCAGAUGCACCUGAUGGAUCACCCUUUCAUGAACUUGGUGACAUCAUGCCUCAUUUGAAAGCUAAACAAGGAUCUGUUUGUAGCACUCCCAAGUUAUCCGAUACUGUUGGAGGUGCCUUGGAAGAAAAUGUACCUUCUGCUUCUGAUAAGAACUUUCACUCUGGGAUUCAGUACACUGAUGAACAAAGCUUCCAGUGUUUUGUUGCUCAGGAUGAAGAAGUUCUUCUUGGAGUACCUGGAAGUAACAGUGGUAACCCUUUGAUGAAGCAUGCUGCAGACCUUCGGAAUUUGGUUUCCGAUGCUUCGAGUCACGCUUCCCUUGCAAAUGAAUUCUCAGAAACUCAUCAGGGUCAGAAUCUGCAUCCAUUUGGCCUGUUGAUGUCUGAGCUCAGAGGCAACUCUCAGCUGAGGCAUGUUCAGUCAUCCAAUAUAUCUUCAAGCAUAGGUGAUCAGGGUCAAACUAUGGAUCCUUUCUCAGAAAGGGAUGUUGCUUUCCGAAAUCACAGCUCUUUUGGUGCAGUGGUUGAUCAACCUCAUGCGGAGACAUGUUCUGAUGAUUAUAGCCAAGAGACUCUCACCAACCCUGGCAUUCAUAUAGAUUCAAAUGAUGUUCAUCACUUAUCUCACAGGGAGCAAGACAUCAGUGAUUUUGACCUACAGCAUCUAAUUUUACGGAAUCUGCAAAAAGAACAACUUGAGCAACAGAAUAAUUUUUCUCCACAUUCCCUCUCACAGGCUUCCAGAUUGGGCAUUGAGGAAAUUCCUUCUAAUAUUCUGAAACUGCAUUUUCAACAGCAGCAAUUAGAGCUUCAACAGCAACAGAGAUUGGAGCUUCAACAACAGCAGUGGCACUUGGAGCUUCAGCAGCAGCGACGGUUGGAGCUUCAACAGCAGCAGUGGUUGGAGCUUCAACAGCAGCGACAAUUGGAGCUUCAGCAGCGGCGGCAGUUGGAGCUUCAGCACCAGCGAAAAUUGGAGCUUCAGCACCAGCGAAAAUUGGAGCUUCAGCAGCAGCGGCAGUUGGAGAUUCAGCAGCAGCAGCAGCGGCAGCAGCGACAGUUGGAACUUCAGAAGCAGAAGCAGUUACUGCAACAGCAACUUCACCACCAUCAAAUGCAGUUGCUGCAGCAGCAGCAACAAGAACAACAGCAGUUGCUUUUUGAACGAAUGCUGCAGUAUCAGAUGUCUGAUCUUGGUUAUAGACAAUCAAAGGUGGAUCCUAUGAUGGAUAACUUACUUGAUCAAGUUCAGUUCAGAAUGCAGCUGGCAGAAAUGCAACAGAGUUCAAAUCCUUCGAGACACCUUGAUCCAUCACUGGAGCAAAUUAUUCAAGCUAAGGUUGGCUUGAAUGCUUCUCAAGAACCACAGGCUGAUUUCCUUGAUGUAUUGCAGUCAAAACAUAGAAAUAUACUCCCUUCCAACCAGUUUCAUUUUGAGCAAGAACGUUUGCAGGCAAAACAAUUAUCUUUGGCACUAAAACAGCAGUUAGGAAUGGAGGUGGAAAGACAUUUUAGUGGGCCAUGGUCUGUUGGUAAGGCUUGUCAGCUUUCACAGAAUUCUGAUGAUCGUCGUCAUUCUGUGUCUUCAGGAUUUGAUACUUCAGAUUUCUACCAGCAGCAGAGGCUUUCCUCACGGGAGGAGCAUCUUAAAUGGAAAGGUGCUUUACAUGAGCGACGUCAGCAUGGGCUUUAUGAACCUAGCUAUAUGGAAUUUGAGAGGUCAAUGUCUCUUCCUGGUGUCACUCCUGGGAUAAAGUUGGAGAAUGUAAAUGAUCAUCGUCAAGGUCCUGAUUCAACAGAACAUCUCUACAAGCAGCCUGCUGACCAAUUAGGUCCUUUCUCUUCUAGUAAUCCUUUCCAGUGUCAACAAUUUUCAGAUGAUUUUUCUGGUUCUCACCCAGAAGCAACGGGGCACCUUCCUGGAAAAAAUGGACAGUCAGAAAAGAGUUGGAGUGAAGGAGGGAUGCAACAACUGCAUCUUGAAACUCAGCAGCUGAGUAAGUUUCCAGAAGCUGUAAAUGCUAGUAUUUGGGCGCCAACUGGACCUGAUGAGGAAAGCUCAAAGAGACUUUUGAUGGAGCACCAAAAACUCGGUAUUCAAUCUAUGAAGUCAUCAGAAAAUGAUUAUCAACAUCUUACAUUGUCUUCUGAACCUCAGGAUUCCUUGUGGCCGAUGAAGGACUUGAGGCUUUCAAAUCUUCCUUUCAAUCACAUCCUAGGCCAAGAAGCUGCUAUGAACCAUUCAUUUAUGAAAGGGGCACAAAAUUUGAAUUCAACUUCUUUAUUGCAAGAAAAUCUUGUCAAUGCAGCUUUGAGUGCUCAAAAUGGUGAAAGAUUGCACUCCAGGUCAAAUUCAGGAGUACUAAUUGAAGAAGAGACAUUCUUGUCAGGCGCAAGAGACCUUUCUCUCACAAAUUAUGCGGAUGGCAGAUUUAUUGGUAAAUCAACUAUGGACAAAGAGUUGCCAGAAAUGGGAAGAAAGGGAAGUAUAUAUGGGUCCAGAAACAUGAUUUCAAUGAGCAUGCCAGUUUCCCAAAUUGAAGACAACUUGGUUGAGCAAGCAGGAACUGCAAUGAAUUUUGAGGGGAUACCAAGCAGGCAUAGUUCGCUAAGCAGUACUGGUGGAACUCAAAGCUUAUACAAUUAUGAGAUGGGAAAUAAUUUAUCAUCUGGAGAGGAGGUUGUUAAUGAUAGUGUACAUUCAACAUUAACCAAAGGGCUUGAUAACACUUCACAUAAACGCCUACCUGUAUCACGGGCUUUAUCUUCCCAGGAUGGUCUGUCAGACUUAGCCUCUGCCUCAAAUGUCAAGCAGAAAAGCUCAACGAGGUUUCCAACUUCUAAUGAAAAAAGGCACGAGUCUGAGGGGAAUAUUGUAGCAACCUCAGCAGGUGAAACUCAGGCAUCUGGGAAGAAAGAAAUGCGUUUUAGGAGGACGUCGUCUUACAGUGAGGCCACUAUAUCAGAGACAUCGUUCAUAGAUGUGCUUAAAAGGCCGGUUCUCUAUGAUGCUGAUGUAGCUAAUUCGGCUGCUGCUUUGGAGUCAUCUGAUGGUGGUUUGCAAGCAGCUAGAAGUGGGAAAAAGAAAGGGAAGAAAGGAAGGCAGAUAGAUCCGGCACUCCUCGGCUUCAAGGUUUCCAGCAACCGAAUUCUGAUGGGUGAAAUACAACGCCUGGAAGACUGACCAUUACAUGUAUAUAUAUCUUGUAAAUUUUUCUUCAAUUGUUGUAUAGUUGAAUAGGUUUUUGUACAGGUUAUUGAGGAAGUAUAGCAGUUUAGAAAUUCUUUGAUUCUUUCUUUUUCUCCCCAAGGCGGAGCAAUGGCCUGAUUUUGAUUUUUGCCCUCGAUGCUAUGUUUUUAUAGGCAAAUGAUUGAGAAACUUCGGAUUGAAAUAGAAAAAAGGAAUUAUUAUUAUUGCAAAUAAUUCUGGUUCGUGUUA